UCGCAAUGUUUGUUAGAUAAAAAAUGUGCAUGUGGUGAAAAAGAAUAGAAAUGAUAUAGGAAGAGUUUCAUUGGAUUGUCUAUCGCCAUAGCUACCUCCUCUCUCAUUUCAGCGAGAUUCGUCGAGGCUGGAUAUUUGCACUGACGCGACGCCUCUCACGCCUCUUCGGAAGAGGAGUCAGCCCAACCUCCAAAUAUCCAGCCUCGACGAGUUCUCGCUGAUAUUACUUCCCCUCAUUAAAUAAUAAUUGGCCAAAACUACAAAAGCAUUGCCAACUUUGAUUUUCGCUAGGUCUGUUUACUUAAUGGAGUGUAACAGGAAGGGAGAAAAUGCAACGGACCAGACCGGGAUUCGAACCUGGGCCCCCUGAAACUGUAGUCAGGUACUCUACCAACUGAGCUAACUGGCCACCGGCGAUCGUACCCGGCUGACUGCUACAUUCCUCCCUCCUUAAAUGUCUUCACACCUGAAGACAUCAACCCAGGAUUUUUAUCCCCUGGCAGGCAUUUUCACCUGUCAGUUCCAGGGGCUGGUCUACGGCACCAAAUGUAACAGGAAGGGAGAAAAUGCAACAGACCAGACCGGGAUUCGAACCUGGGCCCCCUGAAUCUCUAGUCGGGUGCUCUACCAACUGAGCUAACUGGCCACCGGCGAUCGAAUCCGGCUGACCGCUACAUUAGAAACACUUUUUCUCCUUUUUUUUUUUUUUGAAUUCAAACUAUGAAAUGUUUUUUAAAUUACUGAACCAUCAUCACUCUGCUUUAGAUGAAGGUACAUGUAAAGAGCUCAGUAAAAACAAUGAAGCUAAAAUGUUAAAAACUGCUGAGUCCUUCAAAUACACUGAGGCACUAGACGCAUGUUGCCAACCUCCAGCAUGUGACAAUCUGGUCAUGACCCACUUUAGGAUGCAAAAAAAAUCUGGUCACUAUGUAUAACAACUCCCCAUAAUAAUAAGUGAUUGUAUUUUAAAGGAACAUACAAAGCUGAUUGUGAAAUACUUGUUUAUAAAUAAGCAUUUAAGAUACUGUGGCACAUUUAGAAUUUUUAAAGACUGUUUUAGAAAGAGAAUUCAUAGUACGAUUUAAUCAAAGAUGCAGAUUGUAUUCUGCUUGAAAAAUAGAAAGAAAAAACAAGUUUCUGCUAUAGUAACUUUGCAUUUUAGAUAUGCGGAUGACGUUAAAAAUGACAACAGUGAUUAGAAAACUUUUUGUGAUGAAGCAAUUAUUUACAUGAUUUUGGGGGUUUUUUUUGUCAGAUUAUUUCUAACUCUUAAGUAUAUAUGCAUUACAGAAGUGGCAAAAAAGUUUUCUUUCACCCAUGAAAGGUUUCUCUCCCAAAUUCUCUUUCUUAUCGGAUGCCAAUUCACAAAAUGACUUGCCCCCACCCCCACCAAUCUAUCAAAACUCACAGAUAGUAUGUUAAAACCAGUCACUGGCUUUGAUAGAUAAUUUACUUGGUACAGAGUUGUACUUUACAUGGCCAUCAGCAUUGUUUUUGUCAAUACAAGCUUGCUAACUGAAAAUCAAGCAUAUGAACAAAUUUACCAAUCCAAUGCAGGAAUUGGGCGAUUUUCAGGUUGUUCAGGGAAAAUGAGGUGAAAAGCAUGACCGGCCAUGUCAUAAAGAAUAGUUGGGUCAUUGGUUAAAAAAAAUAGGUGAGUUGACAACUAUGACUGGACAGUUGGGUCUUGAAACUGUCCAGGGUGUUGGUCUUCACUCCUCCUCCUGAUAGCUUGUUCCAAAGCCUGAUAGUGAUAGCCUGAGGAAAGAAGGAGAUCUUGUACACUGUGGUUCUGGAGUGUGGCACAGUGAAGCUGAGAGUGUGGCUUCUGAUUCUCAUGGUUAACUUCAGAAGGUCAGCAGAAACAUCCACCAUGUUGUAUACUCUCCUGUAAUGCAUGGCUUCCUGAGCUGUUUCCCUGCAAGCUUGGGACAACUUUUCAGAAGAAAGAAGAACACAGAAUGGCAGGAAGGAGGGGUAUUGCUACCCUGGCUCAGAAGAAGUUGCUAGUUCUUGUUGAUCUAGAUGGUGUCAUGGCUGAUUUUGAAGGACACUUUCUUACUAAAUGGAAGCUAAAGUAUCCAGAUGAAUCAUUUAUUGCUUUGGAAGAUCGGAGAACAUUUUACUUAGCUGAUCAGUAUGAGACCCUAAAAGAAGGAUUAAAGCCCAUGGUUAAGUCUGUUUAUGAGACAAAGGGAUUUUUCAAAGAUCUUCCACCAAUAGCUGGGGCUUGUGAUGCAGUCAAGGAGAUGAAUGAAAUGGAGGGAGUGGAGGUGUUUAUAUGUUCCAGUCCACUAUUCUUCUACAAAUACAGUGCCAAAGAAAAAUUUGAAUGGGUAGAACAUUAUUUAGGAAAGGAUUGGAUAAAUAGGACUAUACUGACUCGAGACAAAACUAUCGUCAGUGGACAUAUACUGAUAGAUGAUAAUGUGAAAAUUAAAGGAGCUGUGGACACCCCAUCAUGGGAGCAUGUAGUUUUCACAGCUUACUACAAUAAACAUAUGAACAUCAGGGGAAAGAAGCGUCUGGAAAGCUGGUCUGAUGGGUCAUGGCGGAAUCUCAUAUUAGACUUCAAAAGAAGACUUUGACAUCUUUUAUAGGACUUCAUUAAUAGUUGAUAUGCAUCAAGUAGUUUCUUUCUAUGCAGGAUUUUUUUUUAUUUACCAAGUAGUUAUACAUGAUUUUCUUUUCUAAUUUUAUAAGUAAAAACUAUUAUUGACUUGCA
Molecule: messenger RNA, 2725 nt
Organism: Ostrea edulis (European flat oyster)
Lineage: Eukaryota; Metazoa; Mollusca; Bivalvia; Ostreida; Ostreidae
Product: 5'(3')-deoxyribonucleotidase, mitochondrial-like
Exons: 6
Coding region: 1962-2588 (208 amino acids)
Biological process (GO): pyrimidine deoxyribonucleotide catabolic process
Molecular function (GO): 5'-nucleotidase activity
Source: RefSeq, a predicted model, not a curated record